AUGUAAUAAUCAAUAGCAUUUAAAGUUUUUAAGAAUUUCGAUAUUUUUGGGCAAAACAUCCAAUUAAACUUCAAUGGUGAUGAUUCUUAUUAAACAGCCACAGGUGGUAUUAUUUCGAUUACAAUCAUUGCUGUCAUUGCUUUCUUUUUCUAAUAAAAUAUUGUAGAUUUCCUGAAUAAAAAUUAUGUGAAUUUAGAUGUAUAAACAUUAUUUGAUGCUAAUCCAGAUGAUAUAAUCUUUAAUGAUGAUAAUUAUAUGUUUGCAUUAGCUAUUGAAUAAAACAAUUUUAACACUAAUCCUUAUUUCAACAUCACUCUGAAAUAAAGAAUUUAUACAAGGUUAAAUAAUGGAACAAUAAUCAAAUAAGAUUCAUUUAUAGAUCUGAUACCAUGUACUAUUGACAGAUUUCAAAACAUAUUUAAUAAUUAAAAUUUCACCGAUCAAUUUAUUUCUCUAGGAUUAUCAGAAUGGUUAUGUCCUCACUACAAUUAUUCAAUAAGAUUAUCAGGUGGAUACACAAGUCAAAUAUUUGAGUUUACCAAAAUAACUGUUUCUGAAUGUUCAAAUUAUACUGAUAAUAAUUAAAUCCUAACUUGGAAGCCAAAAUGUGCUAGUUCAUUUGAUAGAGAUAAUCAUUUAAACAAUGAUAGAUCAUUUAGAUUAAAAAUGUACUUCUUCAUAUCUUAAAUUUAGGUAUAUGACCAAUACUAUCAUUAAUCCAUUAUAACCAAAAAACAUAUCCUAAGUUUUCCUUGAUGAUGAACUAUUCUUUUCAUUUCUCUUACUCACUGGAACUGAAACAGAUGUAUUUUAUUAAAAGUAUAAUGUCACAACCAAUCAAAAUAUAUUCCCAUAUAUUGAAGACAAUUAAGAACAAUUAUUUAAUAUCAAAUAAUAAGGAGAUUUUAGAGUAAACAAUGUUUAAAACAGUGGUUCAUCUUAUUCUGCUCUUUAUAUGAGAAGAAGUCCAUAUACUUAUAAAGUCAAGAGAGAUUUUUAGGAUUUAGCUGAUUUACUUUCAUAUUUAGGUGGUUUUGCUAAUAUUGUUGUUAUGAUUUUUGGAUUUUUUAUAUCAUUUUACAAUAAAUCCUAAUGUAUAUAAUGAAUCUAAUUUAUAUAGUUAUGAUUGAAUUAGCAAAUUAAGUAUAUGAUUUCCCAAUUAAAAAUGUAAGUAAUAUUGAACUUCAGCAAAGAAAAGAAAUCAAAAAGACCAUUGCUAGAGCCAAAAGUAGAACAAUUAUUUAAAAACCAAAUACUCAAUAUUCUUAAUUAUAAUCACCAAAAUAUAAUCAAAAUUAAUAAUUAAUUAUUAAUGAUACAACUAAAUAAGAUGAAUAGUGUAUAACAAAAUAAGGUGAAUAGUAAACAUUUUAAUAAGAAUAAGAAAAAAUUAUUUAAUAAUUAGGUAUAACUGAUAGAAAGAGCUAUUUAACUUAAUAAAUUGAAAAGAUUCUAAAUAGAAGUUGCCCUAUAUUUUUUAAUUGUAAAUAUAUUUUGUAUCAGUUGUUUUGUUAAAGAUUCUUCUAUGAUAGGAAUAGUAUAUUACUAUAAAAAGCUAUGUAAUUUAAAUUAUAUCUAUAAUAGUAAAAACAUCAAUCAAGAUUUAGAUCUAUGUGUUAUUAUUGAUAAAGUUAAAGAAAUUAAUUUGUUAAAAGAAUUAUUAUUAACAGAAGACUAAUUAGUGUUAUUUGAUUUCGCUCCCAAAGAAGUUAUCAAUUUAGAAGUGGAAAAAAAAUUAACCUCAAGGAAUUUAGCUAGGAAUACUAUAAGAAAUUUUAACUAGAUUUAGAAUACACUUAAUAGUUUGGAAGAAUAAAACAAAUCUAAUCAAUCAAUAAAUACCUAUUAUAAAUUAUUUAAGGUUAUAAUUUAUUUUAAUAUAGGCUUAUGAUCGAAUGCAUCAAUCAUUGUAAUAGAAUGAUAAGAUCAAUGAAAAAUUGAUUGGAAAAUUGGGACAGGAAGUAAGAGAUAUUUUUGAAGUUUCUCAAUUUAUUUAAUGGGAAAAUGACAGAAAAAUCAAUAGUGAACCAUUGGAUGAUGAGUUUUAAUGCGAUUCAGUAAAUUCAGAUCCUCCAUGCAUUACAAGUUUAGAUUAAUUAAAAGUUAAUUUGAAAAUAAAUAGUUGA
Paramecium primaurelia is the source of this 2126-nucleotide messenger RNA. Lineage: Eukaryota; Ciliophora; Oligohymenophorea; Peniculida; Parameciidae. The record is from the annotation of a GenBank genome assembly.